CCGCCGGGGAAAAGGCUCAUAUGAGUGCGCCUCCGCUGAUCCGUGCGCCCAGCCCGCUCCCGUUCUCAGGGGGGACAAACAACACUAGCACCGGCGCCGGGGGAGGAGGAGGAGGUGGCGUUGGUGGCGAUGUGAUCUCCUUCCACAUCCAGAUCGGUUUGAGCCGGGAGCCGGUACUGCUGGACGCCGCAGAUCUCAGCCUCAGUCAAGUCCGGGAGGUGGCGUGCUCCAUCGUGGACCAGAAGAUACCCGAGUGUGUUUUCUAUGGGAUGUAUGAGAAGAUCCUGCUGUUUCGUCAUGACCAGACAUCAGAGAACGUGCUGCAGCUGCUGCGCUCUGCCUCUCAGAUCCAGGAGGGAGACCUGGUGGAGGCCGUGCUGUCAGCUUCAGCCACAGUGGAAGACUUCCAGAUCCGUCCACACUGUCUGUUUGUUCACUCGUAUCGAGCUCCAGCCUUCUGCGACCACUGUGGAGAGAUGCUGUGGGGACUCGUACGACAGGGGCUCAAAUGUGAAGGCUGUGGUCUAAAUUAUCACAAGCGUUGUGCCUUUAAGAUCCCCAAUAACUGCAGCGGAGUGAGGAGGCGACGCUCGUCGAACGUCUCCCUGACGGGGGGGCUGGUAAACGUGGGCCGCCCCCUGUCUGCUGAGCCCUCACCGCCCCACUACACCGAUGAUGCUUUGCUGUCUCCAGUCAGUCCCAGCAUGGAGCAGAAGAACCAAUUAGAUUACUUCCCUGGCAGAGAGCGGCGCUCUAGCUCCCAGUCGUAUGUCGGCCGUCCCAUUGAACUGGACAAGAUCUUGCUGUCGAAGGUCAAAGUUCCUCACACCUUUGUGAUCCACUCGUACACCCGGCCCACCGUCUGCCAGCACUGCAAAAAGCUGCUGAAAGGCCUCUUCAGACAGGGCCUGCAGUGUAAAGAUUGUAAAUUUAACUGUCAUAAACGAUGUGCUCCAAAAGUGCCAAACAACUGCCUGGGAGAAGUUUCGAAAAAUGGAGAGCUGCUGAGCCCGGGGGCGGAGUCAGAUGUCGUCAUGGUCGAGGGUUGCCUAGAUGACCAUGAUCUCGACAGAGGUGGCGGCCUGUUGGACGACAUGGAUGAAGCGCUGUCUUCAGAGGGUGGUCUACUGCUCGAGGCGGGGACCGGCGACCUCUGCGACCUGCACGACCCUGACCUGGACGAGUCCAACCGGGCCAUCAGCCCAUCCACCAGUAAUAACAUCCCUCUGAUGCGAGUCGUUCAGUCUGUGAAACACACAAAGAGGAAGAGCAGCAGCGUGAUGAAGGAGGGCUGGAUGGUUCACUACACCAGCAAGGACACUCUGAGGAAGAGACAUUACUGGCGCCUGGACAGUAAAUGCAUCACGCUGUUUCAGAACGACACAGGAAGUAAAUACUAUAAGGAGAUCCCUUUGUCAGAGAUCUUAUCUCUGGAACCGGCACAGACCUUCUCUCUGCUUCCUGAUGGAGCCAAUAUUCACUGCUUUGAGAUCGCCACAGCGUCACUGGUUUACUACGUCGGAGAGAACCUGCAGAGAGCUGACUCAUCUGUGACUGGCAGCAGCAUUCUGGUCAGCGGGGUGGGGCAGGAUGUAGCUCGGAUGUGGGAGAUGGCCAUCCAGCACGCUCUGAUGCCGGCUGUCUCUACAGGAGUUUCCCACGGCUCUCACCGCGGCGGACACAAGGAAAUUUCCAUCAGCAUUUCUGUCUCCAACUGCCAAAUCCAGGAGAAUGUGGAUAUCAAUUCUGUGUAUCAGAUCUUCCCAGACGAGGUUCUCGGCUCAGGACAGUUUGGCAUCGUCUAUGGAGGUAAACACAGGAAGUCUGGCCGAGACGUCGCCAUCAAGAUCAUUGACAAACUCCGCUUCCCCACCAAACAGGAGAGUCAGCUGCGCAACGAGGUGGCCAUCCUGCAGAGUUUGCACCACCCGGGCGUGGUCAACCUGGACUGCAUGUUUGAGACGCCGGAGAGAGUGUUCGUAGUCAUGGAGAAGCUCCACGGAGACAUGCUGGAGAUGAUCCUGUCCAGUGAGAAAGGACGACUGCCUGAGAGGGUCACCAAGUUCCUGGUCACACAGAUCCUGGUGGCUUUGCGUCACCUCCACUUCAAGAACAUUGUCCACUGUGAUCUCAAACCUGAAAACGUCCUGCUGGCAUCUGCAGACUCAUUUCCACAGGUGAAGCUGUGUGACUUUGGGUUCGCUCGGAUUAUCGGCGAGAAGUCGUUCAGGCGUUCGGUGGUCGGUACACCGGCUUACCUCGCUCCCGAGGUCCUGAGGAACAAAGGCUACAACCGCUCUCUGGACAUGUGGUCGGUGGGAGUCAUUAUCUACGUCAGUCUCAGUGGGACGUUCCCUUUUAAUGAAGAUGAGGACAUCAACGAUCAGAUCCAAAAUGCUGCCUUCAUGUACCCUCCACAUCCCUGGAAGAAAGUUUCCCAGGAAGCGAUUGACCUGAUUAACAACCUGCUACAAGUUAAGAUGAGGAAGAGGUACAGUGUUGACAAGACCCUCAGUCACCCCUGGUUACAGGACUACCAGAUGUGGCUGGACCUGAGGAACCUGGAGUCCCGGAUGAACGAGCGCUACAUCACCCACGAGAGCGACGACCUGCGCUGGCAUCACCACGCCCAGCUCAGCGGGCUGGACUACCCCACGCACCUCUGCAACGGCCCCCGUGGCAACAACGGACAGGGAAUGGAGCGUUAUCAGGAGCAGGAGGAGGAGCUGGAGACCCUCAGUGAGAGGGUCAGUGAACUCUGAAGACGGGGCCACAUGUGAAGAGAUUCAUCUCCGACGUGAGACAAGAAACAGCAACUGCGACAAAAUGAAAGAAAGCACAACAUUUAAACAAGUGAGGAGACAUUUUAAAGAGCUGUUAAAUGCAAACUUUUACUAAAAUAACUUACAAAGCGUCAUUAAAAUACCAGUUUAAAUUUUCACAGCCCAUUAAACCAAAUAAGGGUCGUUGUUUAGGAUAUAUGGGAGUUUAAGCUGUGAACCUUUUCUAUGAAGGUGCAUUGCAUUCACUAAAGGAAAAUAAAAAUCUCAUACUUUUGACUUAACAUCUCCUAAUUACUUGGUCUAUAUCUCAUUAUUAUGAUGAAAAUAUCCCUGCAAGUUAGCUUCAGCUAGAAGCCUUGCAAGAUUUGUGAUUGUAACUUUUUUAAUCUGAAUUAAUAGUUUUCAUAGUUAUUUCGUUCCGUACUUACAAAGUGCUUGUUAUGUAAAGGCCUUAUUUUAUAUAUUUUUACAACAGGAUCUUUUCAUUACUGCAUUUCAUAAGUACGAGAUCCUUGUUUUGUAGUUUCAAAGUAAGGAUUUAUACAUAUUUUAUCUCAUGAUUAUGAGAUCGUUGUUUUACAAAAUACCAGAUAAGGAUUUAGUGAUUAUGUUAUCUUUGUUUCAUUUUUGUUAUUGUAAUUGAUUUCUCUAUUUUUGUUGAUUAUUACAAAUGAAAAAACAAUGUUUUGCCCCUGUUGUCCCUUAUAAACAAGUAAAUAGUGAUGUAUGAUCAUAUCUUAUAAUUACAAAGUAUCUCCUAAUUACAAGAUAUGGAUUUUGUGAUUAAGAGAUAGUGAUCUUGUAAUUUCAAGUCAUAAUUUUAAGAUAAUACAAGCACUGAUAAGAUAAUUGCUAGAUCUAAACCUCAUAAUCAGUUCCAUAUAUUGUUAUUACAAGACAAGGAUCCAUAAUUUCUGGAUAUUGAUCUUGCGAGUAUGUAUACAGAUCUCCUAAGUCUGAAAUGCAUAAUUACAGAAUUAAAACGACAUUUUUUCUUUGGUGAUUGCAAUGCACGCUCAUAGUUUUCAGCCUUGACCCAGAGUUAUUUAUCAGAAAGGCUAAAAACUUCUUUUAGACAAUCAGAAAAAUCAAGCUGCUACAGAAACUUAGCCUUUGAUUUACAUUCGUCCAAAACACGAAACUUCCCAGUUUGUGCCUCUCUUUUAAUAAUCACUUUUUCUAUAUAUAACACUUUGCACUGAUGAUUACGGUCAAGUUAUGGAAAUAAGCCACAGCUUUAAAUUGAAUUAAUCUUGAAACAGAGAGGCAGAUCACUAUCCAAAUUUUAGUUACUCUCUCUUAGCCACAGAACAUUUUAUUACAACUUUCUUUUAGAUUUGACCUCGUGUAAAAUAAAUUGCUUGUUCAAUAAAAUAAUUUAUACAUUAAUCAACAGCUCUAAACCGGCAACAAAACUAAGAAAAGCGUCAUCUUCGCUUUGCAUCUUCAUCUAUGACAGAAAGGGGUUUUUUUUGCAUGUACUGUGUAAUUAUUUAAAACUAUAAAUGUCUUCUAUAAGAUUUAAACUCUAGUGAGGACAGUUGAUGUGUUUUAUUUUGUAGGGUAGCAAUGAAAUGUCAGGGCUUUUAUUCCAAAAGGACAUAUCCAAAAGUUCAAGUUAAUCACACGAAAAAAAACGACUGCAUUCAUGAAAAACAAUUCACUAUGAUGAUAAAGUACUGUAUGUUUCAGGUAUCCUUUAUUUCCUGAAAAUGGAUUUGUAGCAUUUUGGAAUGAAAAUCCUCAAUCGCUCAAAAAACAGUGCCAACAAAUACCAAAAAAGAGAUAAAUAUUUUCGUUUGUCAGUAUUUUCAGGUUCUGUUUUUCUGAACACUGUAACCACAGGUAUCCAACACUGACAGAAAUGUUUAGAUGUUUUUGCAUCACUUGGGUUUUAAUUAUUUUUUAAAUCUUUGUGAGAUUUUAAGUUCACAAAUCAUUUAAGGCUGUCUGGACCACAGGGAGGCAACAGUAGCAGCUCCCCUUUUAGUGGAUGUUGCCAACUGUGGUUUAAAAACAAAAUGGCCGCCUGUCAGUCAGUCUGAAGGCCAUUGAACAUUCAAGUCUUUUUUUUUCUGAGAAAACAGUUACUAACAUAUAUUUUUAAAACAAAGCAAGUAAAACUUGCCUGUGUUUUCAAAAAAUAGCAUCGUGU
Molecule: messenger RNA, 4938 nt
Organism: Micropterus dolomieu (smallmouth bass)
Lineage: Eukaryota; Metazoa; Chordata; Actinopteri; Centrarchiformes; Centrarchidae
Gene: prkd1
Product: protein kinase D1
Exons: 21
Coding region: 21-2762 (913 amino acids)
Biological process (GO): protein phosphorylation
Molecular function (GO): ATP binding; protein serine/threonine kinase activity
Source: RefSeq, a predicted model, not a curated record